AUGCAACGUGUUACACACGACGAUUCAAGACACUCGAUUUACCAUCUACCUCAUCAUGCGGUUAUAAAGGAAGAAAGCACCACAACUAAAGUACGGGUAGUAUUCGAUGCUUCGUGCGAAACGCCCAAAGGCCCAUCACUGAACGAUGCAUUGUUAGUGGGGCCAAUCGUACAAGAUGAUCUUCGUUCCAUCAUUAUGCGCUCUAGAAUCCAUCCCGUUAUGCUAAUUGCAGACAUUAAACAGAUGUAUCGACAAAUUUUAGUUGAUGAGCGUGACACUCCUCUGCAGCGCAUAAUUUGGAGAAAUUCACCGGAAGACCCUCUCGAUACUUACGAGUUGAAAACCGUGACUUACGGGACGGCUAGUGCACCAUUUUUAGCCACACGAGUUUUGCAGAAACUAGCUGACGAUGAACAGAAUGACUUUCCUGAAGCAGCAAGCGUGUUACGUAAGGAUUUUUACGUGGACGAUUUAUUUUCCGGCAGCAGCACUGAAACCGACGCGAUCACUCUCAGAAAUCAGCUUGAGACGAUUUUGGCAAAAGGAGGCUUUCAACUCCGCAAAUGGGCAUCAAACAAGCCUGCAGUGUUGGCGGACAUUCCAAUUGAAAAUAGAGCGAUUCAGCAUUCAGUUGACUUGGACCGUGGCCAAUGCAUCAAGACACUUGGGAUUCACUGGGAACCCACUACUGACAUUCUUAAAUAUAAUGUUAAAUUACCUAAGCCGGACUCGACGGUUGCACUCACAAAACGCAUUGCUCUAUCUUAUAUUGCACAACUUUUUGAUCCACUUGGUUUGGUGGGUCCGGCUGUGACAACGGCAAAACUAUUUAUGCAAGCGCUAUGGACGCUAAAGGAUGAACACGGAAAUAUAUGGAGCUGGAACAGGGAACUACCCUCUACGCUACAAAAUCGCUGGACCGUUUACCACACACAGCUGCCCCUCCUAAACCAACUCAACAUCAAUCGGUUUGCCUUAUGUCUCAAUUGGACCUCAGUGCAAUUGCAUUUGUUUUCGGAUGCAUCUGAGUUAGCAUACGGAGCAUGCGCGUAUCUUCGAUCAGAAAACUCUGCUGGUCACGUCAAUGUUGCAUUAUUGACUGCAAAAUCUAGAGUCGCUCCUCUUGAAAAGCGAUCAAUCCCACGACUGGAACUGUGUGGGGCACUUCUCGCCGCUGAAUUAUACAAGAAGGUACUAGCAUCUCUGCGCCUGAACGCAGAAACCUUUUUCUGGGUUGACUCGACAACUGUGUUAAGCUGGCUCCAGGCUUCUCCGUCCAAAUGGAACACCUUCGUAGCGAACCGUGUCUCGAAGAUACAGUUGGCUACCCAAAAAUGCACGUGGAGACACGUAGCAGGUUUGCAAAAUCCAGCUGAUUAUAUUUCAAGAGGAAUCACAGCUGAAAUUAUUCUUAGCAGCGAACUCUGGUGGAAUGGUCCACAAUGGUUGCAUCUGAACAAGACGCAUGGCCAAUGA
This is a messenger RNA of Wyeomyia smithii (pitcher-plant mosquito), 1476 nucleotides long. RefSeq lists its product as uncharacterized. The transcript has a single exon. Bases 1 to 1476 code for a protein of 491 amino acids. The record is from RefSeq and is a predicted model, not a curated record. Lineage: Eukaryota; Metazoa; Arthropoda; Insecta; Diptera; Culicidae.